Durio zibethinus is the source of this 477-nucleotide messenger RNA. RefSeq lists its product as uncharacterized. NCBI's taxonomy places the organism in Eukaryota, Viridiplantae, Streptophyta, Magnoliopsida, Malvales, Malvaceae. The record is from RefSeq and is a predicted model, not a curated record.
AUGGCCACGCUUUCUUUUUCCUCCCUGAAUUCUCUCUCCUCUUCCUUUUCUUCUUCUUCUUCUUCUUCAUCUUCGUCUUCUACUAACCAUUUCAUCCCUCAACUAUACCUAACAAAGCAAGAAAUCCCCACACUGUCUCGUUACAAAUUUAAACGUAAGAAGCUUUUUUAUCAACCCACGAGGCUCAUUCUCCACCCUGUUUUGUUGCUCAGUGGUUUUGAUAAGCCCUUGGAUACCCAAACUAUCCUUUCCACUAUCAGUGUUUUGGUUGCCAUUGCACUCUCUCUCUUUCUUGGCCUCAAGGGUGAUCCUGUCCCAUGUGACCGUUGUGCUGGAAAUGGUGGUACAAAAUGUGUCUUCUGCGAUGACGGUAAGAUGAAGCAAGAAACAGGCUUGAUUGAUUGUAGGGUGUGUAAAGGUGCAGGAUUGAUAUUUUGCAAGAAAUGUGGAGGUUCUGGAUAUUCUAGACGUUUGUGA